AACAGCCAACAACAGUGAGGUUAACGUUAACGUUAGCCUAAUAACGCUCCUGUGGUAUGAUUGGUAAAUCCGGAUUUUGAACUAGAUUUGCUAAUACUUAACUGAGCCAUUAUGUUUAAUUAAGUGUUAAUUUAACGUUAGACAUUCGUUAUAAAUAUAGCUAGCACUUUAUUCUCCACGUUAGCCUUCUCUGUUCGGUGGCCAGACGGGGAAAGUACCGUUCUCGGACUGUAUGUAAAAACGCUUUUCGGUUUUCCAGAGGAGCUUUAAUGCAACAGUGAAUUGUUACACAUGCUUAAUGUAACGUUAGGAUGACAGGAAUACCAGCAUAUACUAAAUGCACUGGUGGACGGUAACUAAGUAGUACUAGUACUAACAGGUGCUGUUCAGAUUUUGUAACUGACUGAGACUUAUACGGCCUAGAGAGAAAUCCACUGCUCCCCUCCCCGACCUCCUGUUCCUCUUACCAUGAAUGAAGUUAAUAUAGUCAGAGAGGGCUGGCUUCACAAAAGAGGUGAAUAUAUCAAAACAUGGAGGCCCAGGUAUUUCAUCCUGAAGAGUGACGGUUCCUUCAUCGGUUACAAGGAGAAGCCUGAUCUAAACGACCAAACGUCACCACCACUCAACAACUUCUCAGUGGCAGAAUGCCAGUUAAUGAAGACUGAAAGACCCCGGCCCAACACGUUUGUCAUCCGUUGCCUACAGUGGACAACUGUCAUUGAACGCACCUUUCACGUGGACACCAAUGACGAGAGAGAGGAGUGGAUGCGGGCAAUCCAGUCUGUGGCAAAUAGUCUGAAGAUGAGAGAACAGGAGGAGGAGGAACCAAUGGAUGUGUUUGGUUCGCCCAGCGAAAGCAGUCUGGAAGAGAUGGAGGUGGCUAUGUCCAAAAGCUGCCCCAAAGUGACAAUGAGUGACUUUGAGUACCUGAAGCUGCUUGGGAAGGGGACAUUUGGGAAGGUAAUUCUGGUCAAAGAGAAAUCCACCGGUGUACAUUAUGCCAUGAAAAUACUGCGCAAAGAGGUCAUCAUAGCCAAGGAUGAGGUGGCCCACACAGUUACAGAGAGCCGAGUGUUACAAAACACACGACACCCCUUCCUCACGACACUGAAAUAUGCCUUCCAGACCCACGAUAGACUCUGUUUUGUAAUGGAAUAUGCCAAUGGAGGCGAGCUCUUCUUCCACCUUUCCCGGGAAAGAGUGUUCACAGAAGACCGGGCCCGCUUCUAUGGCGCCGAGAUUGUGUCAGCGCUUGAGUACCUCCAUUCAAGUGAUGUUGUUUACCGUGAUCUGAAGUUGGAGAAUCUGAUGCUGGACAAAGACGGCCACAUCAAAAUCACAGAUUUUGGUCUUUGUAAGGAGGGCAUUACCCCUGAUGCUACAAUGAAAACCUUCUGUGGAACUCCUGAAUAUCUGGCACCUGAGGUCCUGGAAGAUAAUGACUAUGGCAGGGCGGUGGACUGGUGGGGUCUGGGUGUAGUCAUGUAUGAGAUGAUGUGCGGCCGUCUGCCUUUCUACAACCAGGACCAUGAGCGUUUGUUUGAGCUCAUCCUUAUGGAGGAGAUCCGCUUCCCCAGGAACCUGUCACCCGAAGCCAAGUCCCUGCUGGCUGGCCUGCUCAAGAAGGACCCCAAACAGAGGUUAGGUGGCGGCCCCGAUGAUGCCAAAGAAGUAAUGAGUCACAAAUUUUUCCUCACCAUCAUCUGGCAGGAUGUCGUACUGAAGAAGGUAAGCCAUCAUGAGGUUAGAGGAAGUGAAGCUGAGGUUACUCCUGGCUGGCUUCAUAUCUGUGAUAUAGACACUUUCAUCAAACUUUAAAAAUUCUCACCUCCA
Micropterus dolomieu (smallmouth bass) is the source of this 1833-nucleotide messenger RNA. RefSeq names its product RAC-beta serine/threonine-protein kinase-like. Gene Ontology annotation, molecular function: ATP binding; protein kinase activity. The record is from RefSeq and is a predicted model, not a curated record. The transcript is spliced from 12 exons. Lineage: Eukaryota; Metazoa; Chordata; Actinopteri; Centrarchiformes; Centrarchidae. Gene Ontology annotation, biological process: protein phosphorylation. The coding region runs from base 469 to 1818 and encodes 449 amino acids.